This is a messenger RNA of Hordeum vulgare subsp. vulgare (domesticated barley), 786 nucleotides long. RefSeq names its product FCS-Like Zinc finger 1-like. Lineage: Eukaryota; Viridiplantae; Streptophyta; Magnoliopsida; Poales; Poaceae. Gene Ontology annotation, molecular function: zinc ion binding. The coding region runs from base 122 to 445 and encodes 107 amino acids. The record is from RefSeq and is a predicted model, not a curated record. The transcript has a single exon. Gene Ontology annotation, biological process: regulation of DNA-templated transcription.
UUAUAUGCGCGCCCCCGUCCACCUGCUCUCGACCUGAGCUCAAGCGGAACCCUCGCUCUCUCCUCCUCCUUCCUUCUCCCGAGCAAGAACGUGGCUGCACAUCCACGCAGAGCACUGCCUCAUGGCCUGCGCCUUCUUCUUCGACGCGGAGCCGCUGGGCGAGCCCGGGGUGCGCAUGCACGGGCCGGAGCUGGAGCUGCACGCCUGCGCGCUCUGCACCAAGCCGCUGCAGAGCAACAGCGACAUCUUCAUGUACAAGGGGGACACCCCCUUCUGCAGCGAGGACUGCCGCUACGAGCAGAUGCACUUCGACGCCGCCAUGGCCAGGCAGCAGGCCAGCGCCAGGCGGAAGCAGCAGCAGCAGCAGCAGGCACAGGCGCCGCUCGGCGUGCCCGGAGCGCCGGCGCCCGUGUCCGCCAAGGCCGACGUGUCCGUGGCGAGCUAAUCGGGCCGCGCCGCGCCGCGUCGGGGUUAGCUAGUAGGAACUAUGUUACCCUUUUUGCCUUGGGUUGAAGGAGGAGGAGGAGGAUGCGGGGAUUCUUGGAUCGACGGCCAGUGUUUUUGCCCUGGCAUCCGGUGCAGGUCGAGCUGUUGUUGAUCUGCACAUGGCGGGCAAUCGGACAAGGAUCACCGAGGGAUUUUGAUUGGCCCCCUUUUGGGGCUUGGGUUUGGGUGCGAGGGGUGAGAGCGGGGUGUGCAAGAGCGCCGUCGCUGUGUAAUUAUUCAAGGCAAUCGAUGUAAAGUAUUUCUCCAAAUUUUGAGCGAAAUCUUAUCAUGUUUAUUAUU